Meleagris gallopavo (turkey) is the source of this 3667-nucleotide messenger RNA. The record is from RefSeq and is a predicted model, not a curated record. NCBI's taxonomy places the organism in Eukaryota, Metazoa, Chordata, Aves, Galliformes, Phasianidae.
AUGCUUAUACUUGUUGCUUUGAGGAAUUUACACUUCAAGAAUAUUGUGCACUGUGAUUUAAAACCAGAAAAUGUACUACUAGCAUCUGCAGAGCCAUUCCCUCAAGUGAAGCUGUGUGAUUUUGGCUUUGCACGUAUCAUUGGUGAAAAAUCUUUCAGGCGCUCUGUGGUGGGGACACCUGCUUAUCUUGCCCCUGAAGUGCUCAGGAGUAAAGGUUACAACCGCUCCCUAGACAUGUGGUCUGUUGGAGUUAUUGUCUAUGUGAGCCUUAGUGGUACAUUCCCAUUUAAUGAAGAUGAGGAUAUAAAUGAUCAGAUUCAAAAUGCAGCAUUUAUGUACCCACCAAAUCCUUGGAAGGAAAUCUCUAGUGAAGCCAUUGAUUUAAUAAACAAUUUGCUUCAAGUCAAGAUGAGGAAACGUUUCAGUGUUGACAAAUCCCUUAGUCACCCGUGGUUACAGGAUUAUCAGACUUGGCUUGACCUCAGAGAGUUUGAAACACGCAUUGGAGAGCGUUACAUUACCCACGAGAGUGAUGACGCACGCUGGAAGGAACAUGCGUAUGAACACAACCUUGAAUACCCCCAGCAUUUUAUUAUAGCUCCGAAUCCAGAUGACAUGGAAGAGGACCCUUGAUUUAGUCAUAGUGCUAAACUGCAGCAAAGGCCGACACCCCAGACAGAAGCUGAAGAUAAGUUUUGGAACAAUUGUCGCUCUUUCUGAAUGCUUUACAUGUAGUUCAGCAUACAGAGCCUCAGAGGAUCCUGUGUUGACGUGGGAAUAGACUGUCAUCCGACAAGCUUUCCUCCAGCUCUGACCUAAACUAUGAAUGGUUUUUGGACAGUGGGAUAAGCCCAUUGGGUAACGCUGCACCCAGUUGUAUGGCUACAAAGCCAUUACUGAAGUGUGAUGUGUACAGAUGGAAUGCUUUGCGUUUUUCAAGGUUUUCUUUUUUUUUUUUUUGUAGCCUACACAGUAAGAAUUUUGUAAUGGUUUUCUAAUCCCUAUUUAUCCCUAUUUACUAGGCCAUAGAAGACUGUUUUUUGUUACUUAGAUACAUCUCCUGUUUCUUAGACUGUGCAUUGUGAAAAGAGAUUGUAAAAGGAAAUCAGUGCAGAAUACCUUAGCUAAUAGAAAAACAUGGCAGUUCAAGGUUGAAUAUGGCUUCAUAGGUGAAGGAGUAAUUUGCUGCUCUUAAGACAGUUGGGUGUGUCUGUCUUUGCCCUAACCGAACUUUUUCCAGAUACCAAAAAAGAAAGAGAAAACAUGCAACUUCUUACAUUCCUCUUGAAAUGCUGACUGACAAUCUGAAAAGACGACAAUCAGAGCUGUGCUCAUCCUAUAUUUUGUCUGGUAAAACAGAGCAAUAAGCCACAGUAUUGUGUUGCUAUGCAAGGCUGGUGCGUGUCAUUGAUACACACCAAAGGUAUUUUGCCUUGAAACAACAUCAGUAGUGCAGAGAAGCACACAAGACCUGAUGUAGCUUAUCCUUUCUCUCUGGAAAAAGUUUAUAGCAGAAAGAUGUGGAAAAAUAGGGAAAAACAUAUGCAGCUUUCUUCUGUUGUUUGGAAUAACAACGUUUUUAAAUUUUCUAGUCUUUUUCUAACUUUUUAAGGUUCCCUCAACUAACAUCAGGAAUAGUUUGUAGCUUGCUAGCUUGUAUCUUAAUUCUGUUCCGUAUUUGGGUAUGACAAAAUCACUUGUUGCUUCCACCAGGGCAGCUAGACUGGAAGAGAAAAGGGCUUCGCCUUCCUUGCAACCUUUACCUGCAGCCUCUUCUGUCCCUAUUGUGCUCAGAACUGUUUUGAGCUGAAUGGAGAGUCCAAAACCACCCCCUAAUUCAGUUUUUUUUUGCAGAUGCCCCAGUUGAUGGAUUCCCAACUAUUUACUGGACUUGGCACAAAAGAGGAAGCAGUAAUUUCUUUGGAAAUGAUUCCCUAGGAGCAUAGUUAAAAUUGACUGUAUUUCAGGGAAGUUUGAGAGCUUGAGUGCUAAACACAGUUGGAAGAGGGUAUUUUUUUCUCUUCACCUAUUUAAAAAAAAGUGGGAAGAAAAAAUUUCCUUUUGUGUGGAUCAGCUGCGUUGUGCUGCUGGAAGGUGCUGGGUGGCUCUACACAUUUCUGAUAUGCCAAGCUACUUAAGUGCAACUGAAAAUACCUUAAUACUUAUAUAGGCUUGAACUGCAAAGGUGGGGGGGGUGCUUUGAAGUAGCUCCUUUCUCUCCUACACAUUUUUUUUUUGUGUGUAUGUAGAGAGAGAGAGAUUUUUUUCAUCCUUGUGUUGUUCAGGUAAGGAAACAGGUGAGCAGAUGUCACCUGUUAGAUUAUCACAGAAUUUUACCAAGUUGUUUUGGUGCUGGGAGCUGCUUGCAGUGACAGUAAACUGAUAAUAAGGUCAGUGGCAGCUGCAGAAGUGUAUAUGUGGGCAGGCUUAAGUCCUGAACAUCCCUUUACUUUUCCAGUUGCCCUUAGUAUAACUGCUGUUGUUCAGAAGUAUCUAAAUAAAUUAAAGCUAAAGUCUGGCUUCCCUGUUAAAAUACCCCUAACUUUGCAGAAAAAUCUUGAUUGAAUCUGCACAGCAGUUUGCUACAGGCACCAGUAGGCAGAGUAUUUCUGCCCUUCCUACCAUCAUGCAUCCUUUCUCCAAGCACAUUAUUCUCAGGUUUGUGCAGAGAUGAGCCUGAUGGGAGUCUGUGCCACUCCUACGCUGGGGGAGGUCAUUCUUUUUACUUUUAUGCUGUCAAAGCAGUGUAAAGGAAUCUGAAAGAGGCAGAAUUUGACCCUUAACCUUGCCCUCCUGCUUAGGUGAGGUUGGGACUGAUUCUUCUCCAAGAGGCGCUAUUUUUUUUAACCUUUGGAAACAGAACAAUCACCUAUGAAGUUGGUAGUCCAGUAUUGGCUCAGGCUUGGCAAGGGAAGCAAUCUUUCUUUCCCCACCCCCUCUCCCCCCCCUCUAACUUCCACCACCCAACUGACCAAGUUUCAGUGAAGCCAUUGCUAUCUUCCAUUCCAACUGUAAUAAUAUAAAUACAGUCUGGUUCUAAGCUUUGGAUUUUAAACUUGAGUUGUCACUAUUGUUUUCUUGUUUGUUUGUUUGUUUUUUAAAGGAAGAAAAGAAGCCAGCUUGGUUGCUUGAAAAGCACAACACAAGAGAGGAAAGGGUUACAGUAAGGCCUGACUGAUGUCUCUUCCCAUGAAGUCUGCUUUGUGCUGCAUAAAAGAAAAAAAUUAUAUUAGCUAUUUAUUCUUAACUUGUAUUAAAAAGAAUGCUGUUAGCCUUUGGAGUGGUUUGCCUGAUAAUACAUGCACAUAUGCAGGCUUAUGGGGCCAGACAAUAGAAGCCACAAGCUGGUAGCUGAGGAACCAAAAAAAUCAGACAUGCAUUAUAAGUAAACUUUUUUCAUUGAGUAGCAAAAAUAGCUGAAUUUCUUUAUUCCCUUUUUUUCUACCCUUACUGCAAACUUUGACAGCAGUAGGUUAUAGUGUUUAAUAUCCUUACCCCUAGAUGAAUUAAGUUGCAUUCAAUAUUGCUAUGAUGAUGCUAGAAAAAAAGCUCAUGUAAAAUUUUAUAGCCUCAAAUGGACACUGUCAAGUACUUUUAUAUUUUUAUACAUCCAAUUGUUUGUAAAUAUCCUCUGAUAAGCUUGAAAAUAAAAUUUAUUUCCCUAUCA